AUGGCCACAGAAAACCAAAUGGCAGGCCAAAUGGAGUACCAGCAGCAAGACCAUCCCAGUCCUGCUUCAAGUCAGGACCGCUCCAAAUCUGGGAGCAAUAAUCAGUCGCUGUCACUGUCAGGCGCAUCUGGCGUCCCCAAUGCAGGUAUUGCAAGUUUUAGAAGGCAACGCGCGUCCCGUGCAUGCGAGGUCCGAUGUGACGCUGCCAGCUUAGGUGUGCCUUGCACUAAUUGUGUGGCUUUUGCUAUCGAAUGUCGUAUUCCGACGCCGAAACGAAAGAAGAACCAACAGCCGAGAAACAAGGAUAAUAACGGAGACGACGAUGACGAGGAAGAAUCAAACACACCGCGAACGCAGGAGAACCCGGUUUUCCCUGCAAAUCCUCCCAUAUCCAUCGAUGGAAUGCCGGCGAACACAUUGGCGGCAGCUGUCAGGCCGAAUCCAGAGACGAAUAACCCAGGACCAUAUAAUGCUCAGAUCAUGAAGCCAAAAUUUACAAGAGCGCCAAUCAAGGAACCAGGCCGGGUUGCCUACUUGGGCGAAUCAUCGAAUUUAUCGCUUCUUGUCCAUGAUCGAGGCUUCACAGAUGUUGUUCACUAUCCACUUCCGGAGACUAUCCGAGGGAGUCGGGGACACUUGACCGAACUCGACAGCUUGGAGAUUGAGAUUCUUCAUCGGCGAGGAGCAUUUUUACUUCCUCCACGGGAGCUAUGCGACGAACUCGUCGAAGCUUACUUCAAAUGGGUGGCUCCAGUCGUACCUAUCAUCAAUCGCAACCGCUUCAUGCGCCGAUAUCAAGACCCUCAGAAUCCGCCUUCGCUCCUUCUACUGCAGGCUAUUUUACUGGCUGGUUCUCGAGUCUGCAACAAUUCGAAAUUGAUGGAUCAAAAUGGCUCCACUAUUCCUGCCUCUACCACCUUCUACAAACGUGCCAAGGCACUUUACGAUGCCAAUUAUGAGGAUGAUCGUGUUACCCUAGUUCAAGCAUUGGUGUUGAUGGGGUGGUACUGGGAGGGUCCUGAAGAUGUUACAAAGAACGUCUUUUACUGGAGUCGAGUAGCAAUUCUAGUGGCUCAAGGUUCUGGUAUGCACCGAAGCGUCGAAAACUCCCAGCUUAGCAGAUCCGACAAGCGACUAUGGAAAAGAAUAUGGUGGACUCUCUUUACAAGAGAUCGCUCUGUUGCUGUCGCCCUUGGCAGACCAAUCAACAUCAACAUUGAUGAUUCCGACGUUGAGAUGCUUACGGAAGACGACUUUAUCGAAGACGAGGGUGAUGUUCCAGCCGAAUAUCCUCCGGAUCCAGUACACGUGCAAUUCUUUCUCCAAUAUGUCAAGUUGUGUGAGAUUAUGGGCCUUGUGUUGUCGCAGCAGUAUUCCGUCGCUUCCAAAUCUCGGCGCACAAAUGCCAUUGAUCUGACACACUCCGACAUGGCGUUGGCCGAUUGGCUUCAAAAUUGCCCCAGAGCGGUCUACUGGGAGAGGAAGAACCAUCACUUUUGGGCAGCGCUGCUUCACUCAAACUACUAUACAACGCUUUGUCUCCUGCAUCGAGCGCACAUGCCACCGGCUACAGCGAGCGCGAAUAGUUAUCGCACAGAGGAGAUUGCAUAUCCGUCACGCACCAUUGCUUUCCAGGCUGCUGGAAUGAUCACGUCCAUAGUUGAGAAGCUACAGUCUCAUAACGAGCUCCGUUACACUCCAGCAUUCAUCGUCUACAGUCUUUUCUCGGCAUUGAUCAUGCAUGUCUACCAGAUGCGAUCGUCUGUACCGUCUGUUGUGGCUGCUUGUCAAGAAAGAAUGACCAUCUGCAUGCAAGCACUGAAGGAUGUAUCAAAGGUUUGGCUGGUUGCAAAGAUGGUGCACACUCUGUUUGAGUCCAUUCUGGGCAAUAAGAUGUUGGAAGAGCGUCUGCAGAAAGCGCCAGGCAAAAGACACCAGAAGAAUCGUCCGUCGGAAAACGAACCCAACCUAGUCUCCAAUCACAGAAGAACAGAGCCACCAAAGCGGAAAUUCGAUGACAUGGAUAUCGGACUACCUAACGGUAAUCCUACACCUCCAGUAUCGUACGAGCGAUCGCGCCCACAGACUCCUGCUGCCACACCGUCGCGUGAAGUAAAUCCCAUGUCUGGACAACAAGGCGGUAUAGGCCCUCUGCCUCAAAUGUCGCCCAACCUUCCCAAAGGUCAAGAGGGCGCACAGAAUACAGGAACGUCUCGAGCAAACACUCCAUUCAACCCGUCUUUCUCUCUCCCGGCUACACCUCCAGAUCUUUUCCUUGUCACUCGUACUUCGCCGAAUCUUUCGCCCUCCUUGUGGGAGAAUUUCCAGCCGGACCAACUAUUCCCUGACGGCACCAAUUUCUUCCCCACGCAGACCAACAUGAUGGACCCUCAGAUGCAAACAGCUAACACCAUGGGUGGUCAAGGUAAUAUGAUGAUGAAUCAGCAACAACAACAACAACAACAACAACAACAACAACAAAUGCCUACUCGAACACUACCAGGCGCUCAAGGCAGUCCGUCACAUGUCUCUGCUGGCAUCCAUCCCGACAUGGGCAACCUAUCGAAUGCGCCUCCGCCGCCGCAGCAGAUGUUCCAUAUGGAAGGAAUGCAGAAUUGGGCAGGGCUUGAUGCAGCGCUGGCGGGUAAUAUGGAUGCUACUAGUCAGGAUGACAAUUGGAGUAACAGCUCUCGCGGAAAUCCUACAGCACCGACAACUUUGAACGUUGAAGACUGGUUCCAAUUCUUUGGCAUUAAUGGAAGCUUUGGGGAUUUGGUUGCCGACCCCAUGGCUGGCUAG
Talaromyces amestolkiae is the source of this 2799-nucleotide messenger RNA. RefSeq lists its product as uncharacterized. The coding region runs from base 1 to 2799 and encodes 932 amino acids. The transcript is spliced from 7 exons. The record is from RefSeq and is a predicted model, not a curated record. Gene Ontology annotation, molecular function: DNA-binding transcription factor activity, RNA polymerase II-specific; zinc ion binding; DNA binding. Lineage: Eukaryota; Fungi; Ascomycota; Eurotiomycetes; Eurotiales; Trichocomaceae. Gene Ontology annotation, biological process: DNA-templated transcription; regulation of DNA-templated transcription.